AUGGAGGAGGGGGACUGUACAAACGACCAAAGGAACUAUAUCUGUGAAAUACCAGCAUCAACGUUUACAACAAGUAUAUUUUAUAUCAUACGCUUUUAUAUAAAGGUUAAAGUAAAGUAUUAUGCAGACGACUCACUAAGCAUGAGAAGUAACAACUCACUCAAGCCAAAGCCAUGCUGUGCACGUGAUAAAGCGGAAUAAAAUAGCUAUAUAAAUAAAGAUAAGUUAGAAUACCAACAAAACCAAACUGGUACAUUUUCGUCUGCCCGGUUAUUAGAGAUAUAAUAAUAUACAUUGUCCCUAACUCUUUCCGACAAAAACAUUUUAAUUUUGUAUUGCCACCAAACUUUGAACUGCGUGACCUUCAGCUCUCAGACAUUCCGUUUCUCAGUUAAAUACCCAAGUUGCGAUUCGUACCGUAAAUUUACAUUUUUAUUUUGUAUUUCUUACAUUAGGUUAUGUUUGUUAUCUCGGUACCCAAGCAAAAAUUCAUAUGUUCCCACGCACCACAACGAACAGUUAAUUCCCAGAUUAAACCUUUGUUUAAAGUACGGCAACAAAGAGGAGGAAGGCGGAAGUCAUAGCUCAGAAUGUAAUAAGAGCUCAGCCUUUAGGCUUGCCUGACAGCAUAUUUUCCUGCUUUUGCCUCAGACUUUGAGCUAACAAACCUUGUCAGAUACUCAAUGGCUUUAAAAACGAUUUUAUUCUGCAUUUAUCUUUAGGCACCGUUUGUUAUCAGUACCCAAGCAAAAAUUCUUCAGUUCCCAUCAGAGUGAACUGUUCAUUCCCAGAAAACCUUUGUUUUAACUAUGGCGACAAUACAGUAAAAAGCGAACAAGUCACCAUUCAAGGCUGUAUAUCUGCUGAUCAAUGCCGACAAUUUGAUGACCAACAUUUGCACUGUUGUGAGGGAGAUCUGUGUAACGGUAUACGUAGUAAGUGUACUUCUUAUACAUUAAGAAACGCUAAAAUUUGUUUUGAAAUAGACAAGUCGUACAGUGUUCUUCAAAAACAGGGAGAAUUUUGACUAUUACAAAGCUCGAUAAACUGAGAUCUAUGAGGGAUCCAUAAAGCCAGGGGAGCAGAUACAUUUUUCCUUACAGGUUAAUAUACGUUUGCGGACUCAAAUGAUUAGUCACUCUUAACCUUAUGGUAAAUUUUCAAAUAAUUUCCCCCACAUUUUAACCAAAAUUCAUCCAAAUUGUUUUUUGUGCAUUCCAAGACUUUGGGCGAUCGAAGGAAGGUUUACUUCUAUUGGUAUAUUUAAGUGUCGGUGGAUCAAAAUUUUUGGUGUGCUAAAGAUACCACGGGCUAGUUUUGGUUAUGAUGUGCCCCGAGUUGUCCAUUGUUUUAAUUUAUGUGUUAAUUAAAUAAUGUUCACCAUAAGCCGGGCCACGCACCAAAUUCAACAACGUUGUUUCACACAAUAUAAUGUUGAAUUUAGAUACUUUGUAUGUAUUAUGAUCCUUCUCAAUGUGACUGAAUCAUGUGGAGACCAGAGAGUGUACAAGCUCAGUUAGCUGGUAAUGGACGAUUCCCACAAGUGAAGAAGCUACCCGAGGGGCGGGGAGGGGGGGGGGGGGAAUGAAUCCUGGGACUUCUUGGUAGGGCGGUGCCGCCCGGUUCUCCAAAUCCUGGUCCUAUUUCAGACCUUUAAGUGUCCUUUUCCACUGGACCUCUAUGAUCUAUACCCAAUUUCAGACCUAGCCUUCACUAUGAAACUGAGAUUUGAGAAAAUCCCAUGAAAAUCACUUGAAAAUACCAUGAACAUCAUUUCAUGGCCAAUGAAUCUUGCAAAAUAAUUUUUCAUGACCUCAUCUGUGGCCAUGAAAUUUUCGUGGAAAAAAAGUUCAAGGUGUUUCAUGGCCCAUGAAUUAAACUGGACUACUUUCAUGGGUCAUGAAUUUCCAAUGAAACACCACAUUAUGGAAACAUACCAAGAAAGUUCAAUGAUGGAGCCAUGAAAAACGUUUAAUGGGCCAUGAAAUAAAUACUGAAUUUGAUUUGUGAGUCAUGAAAAAUGUAUGAAUGAUUUCAUGGCUCAUUAAUUUCCCAUGAAAAUGCUGAUGAGGAAAGCAGUGCCACUGUGAAUUAAUGCCUUGAAUAAAUAUUUAACAACUUUGCAGCAAGAACACUGCAUUCCAUAAUAUUUACAAAAUGUACAUGUAUUCAAUAAAUGAAAUAGGACGUUUUGGGUUGUACUAGAAUUAGCUAUACUCUAACGAAACUAGUACUUUGGGCUGCACUAUUAACAGUCAACUUUCAACAAGACAGAUCCACUGUGAGACCAGCUAGCACAACAUCUAAGUUUUUGUCUAUUGUAUCAAUAGUUAGAGAAAAAGACAGACACAUGUAUGAACAGGCUCCAAGUACCUGUUAAAAGAAAGUUGACUGUACUGUACAUGUAUGUGCUACUCAAGAUGAAUUAAACAUGCAAUGUACAAUACCAUUCAGAUGUGUAUACUUAUUAUAAAAACAUCUGAAUACACUGUAUAUAAAAAAAUACCAGCGAAAUUCUAUCCAUGCAUGUAGAGGUAUACGCUAUCUACUGCAUGGUCUGAUUAUAAAAUGGUUUCAUCUGCUCAAGAGAAAACAAAGGAGUUAAAUAUUACAACUUGGAAUGAACCAACCUUUACUUCCUGUGUAGAAUGCUUUUUCAAAUGUUCUACUGAAGUACCCUUAAUGAGGCAGAGUGUGGUCUUGUAUCAAAAAAGGAAUAUCCAUAAAAUAGUCUUGAAUCGAGAUAAGAUCACGGGGUCAGAUCAUCAUCUACUUUCUAUUUGUUAAACUGAAUCACCAGUAUAAAAACUAAAUUCUUCUGAUAAAUCUUUAACACUCUGCAAAUUAUGUAACGUAAUCAAUUCUUGUUGAAAAUGAUUUGGAUGAUUUAAGUGUAACUUACUUGAUUAAAAAUACAGUGUUCAGGCCGUUUUAUGUAUUACACACAGCACAAAAUGUAAACAAGAUUUUUCCUGGCUUUCAUGAUAAUGUUAAAGCUAUCAAGUCAAGAGGCAAGAGCUGGCCUGGGUUGAAAAGUGCAUGCUACAUUUCUAAAGUACAGAAGUACAGUUACAAAUAAUGUUUCAAUAAAGAGGCAUCUUCAAAGGCCAACAAUGCUAUUUUAUUGAAAAAAGGUAACCAAAAUUUAGCAACAACUGUGACUAUUGUACAUUUUGAACAUUAUUAAUAGUUUAUGGUAGUACCCUGAAUUUUCAAUCCAUUUUAACAUGUAGAAAUACAGUCAUGUACUUGUUGUAAACAUACACUUAGGAGGCUAGCAAGACAUUUAUGAAAAAAAGUAUAUAUAUAUAUAUAUACAAUGCAGUGUUGAAGGUUUAAGUAAAUCCAGUUUACAUGCUAAAAUGUGUAAAUUCUUAGCUGCAUUUGUUGCCUCCCAUAGCACUGCUUGAACCUUGGUAGUAAAUUUUCCUUCUGUUUGAAAACUGAACCUGUCACAGAAUGAUUAAUAUCACAAUUAGCAACUGAAAAUUUGCUCUAAAUUAGAGGUUCUGCAAAUAAGACGUACGUUCACUAUUUCAGUAAGACUGAGUGGAGUCCAAUUUAGUCUGCAAUCAUACAUGUACAAGUGUUUAACAAAAUCAGAAAACUGUGUAGCAGGAGUCCAAUUUGUUUAAUCACGAGUACAGCUGUACAACACUGUAUGAAUACUGACUGAAUUAGAGGACAUGAAGGUCUGUUAGACUAAUGAUUAGUAAUAAAAAUCAUUAAUCCUAACCUUUGCAAAAGAAAAGGGAAAAGGUCAACACAUGGACAGUUGUAUAUAUGAGCCAGUGCUAGUGCUUUUGUAUAAAUUGUGACUAAAUAAACUCGUUGCUUGUUGAUAUAUAAAUUGUGGUCAUCGCUGUACAAAACAGUCAAGUAAAUAAAAAAAAUUGAAGAGUUAAAUUUUGAUAUCAAUAAUACAUUGCAACGGACUAAUGUCAUGUUGAAAUGUUGUGAUCAAUGUCUCUUUUACAUGUAGUACUGGCACCUAUCAAAGCAGUCCACUCAUCUUCAUUACCACGAGCCAAACCAUUUUAUAAGCCACUCUCAAAUGAAGCUGUAUAUUUAUCAACCAGAACAGAACUAAAUCAUAGGAAUUACAUUGUAUACAGUGUGUAAAAUGAACAUGCAAGUGCAGUUUUGGCGAUGCAAGCAUAAGCAAAAGAGAUUAUAGGUUGGUGAGGAUGGCCUUAACAGAAGCACAAGAAUAAACACAAGAAUAAAACGUAAAACCGUACCUUGUGGAGAAUUGUUUCUAGCUUUGCCGCUGAAGGGUCCAGUUUGAUAAAUUAUCAAAUCCUAAAUCCUAAUUAUUAGGAUUUCCGUACGGCCCCACUCAUACAUUAUGCUUGCAGGAGCCAUUUUCAUACUAUUUUACACAAACAGUUGAUGUGAAGGGAAUCGAAACAUAAGACUUAAGCUUACAUGUAAGCUUAAAUGCGUAAAAUAUGAUCUGAAUAUUGCUGUACGGAAAUAUUACACGUGCAGUGUAUGAGUAUCUUGUUAGCUUUAAUCUGUUACAAUGCUUCGCUACAUAUCGUACCUCACUGUACACUGUAAAGACUGGCCCAUCUUCCGCUUUGAUGUAGGUGACGAUCUUUUUCCUUGUAAAACUAUCACAGCACUGUAAAUUCCCUAAAAACUCGCCUUGAAGUUGAAAAUGAUGGCUGUUGAUUACUCGAUCAAAGUUCGAUUGGUUUUUUAGCGCUCACGCUGUAAAAAUGGUCAGCAGUGAUGCUCGAAUUAGAGGCGCGGUCGCAAGGCAAACCGGUUUGAGGGCGGUUCAAAUUGAAACUAACGGAUUCGCUAGUGUUGGGUUUUGUUCGCUCUGAUUGUAAGUUUAGGAAGAAUCUUCGGAUUCAAAACAUGUUUUAACCUUUAGCGCAAACGUUUAAGAAACGUCACUUGUUGCGCGACUGUGAGGAACCAUAAUCGAUCGCUUUUUUGUGUAACAUGUAACGAAAACUUCGCACCGCUGAUAUGAGAUCAUCGGCUGGAUUCGGUAAACGAUUUUAGGUGAGUUUUGUUUUUAAUCAUUCUUAAGUAGUGCUUGUUUAUUGUAGAUUACUUGCUACUAAAGCGAAAUAAUCAAAGUUUCGUCGUUGUGUGCUGGGGCACAGUCAGACAGAGCCGCGAUUACAGUUCAAGUUGAUCAUGAUGUAGGAAAUAUAAGCUUUGCGGAACACAAUGUGACAGAGGCUGUGCAUGGUCUUUGUUAAGUUUAUUUUUACCGAAAUGAUGUUUGAUGGACAUGACGAUCCUUUUUUCAAGCGACAAAUCAGUUUCUUCGACGAACGGAUUCACUCGGGGAAAGCCAUACAAGGGUCAUGACCUUGAUCAGAACAGAAAUGAAAGAAGUAAAUUGUUUAGACCCCGGAUGUGCAUGUGACCAAAAUGAAAGUCUUGCUUGACACAAAAGUCUCACUAUUCUAACCUUGAAAUUGUUAUGCAUGAGUCAAUUCCAGCUGCGACCAGAGUUAUAAUUUAUGUUAUGAAUAGUUUUAUAAAUAUGAAAGGAUGCUUUUCAAAUAAUAUCAACAGAAAUUUGAUUUAAUGACCAAAAACUCUUAUUCACUUUGAUAGCUCCAGAUUUCGCUAUGUAAUUCUGGCUUGAUAAGCAAUGAAGAAAUGCAUGCAUGCAUAAAAUCAAGAACAUGCCUUUACAUGGCCUUUGAGCCAAUCUGUUUUCUUUCCCAGUGAAAUCCUUUGUGUAGUUAUAUUCUGAUAGGAAACAACGUGUGUGUCAAAAGCUCGGGAAUGGCUGAGGGUUGGCAAAUGCCCGCCCCCGGCAGCACAAAAAUUUGCAAAUGCCCCAGCCCGGGACUGACAAGGCGGGCAAAUGCCCUGCAGUAGCCUGGGGGCGCUGGGCGCAGCUGGAAUUGACUGAUCCAUUACUCCGUUGUUCUGAUCAUUAAGCACUAGAGCAUAUUAUUUUCCUUCAAAGUAGGGAUUCUUUUUUUUUUAAUAGGGAAGAAGUUUCAAUCUUUGUCUACACUACUGUAUCUGGCUUAGCUAGGGUAGAAAAGUUGAACUACAGUAUGCUAUAUAUCAGGGUUUAUAAAUACACCAAAUUUGGCAUAUUUUACGCCAAAAUUGUUCAGCUGACUCCACAGAGGUCACUUCGACUCCAGAAAUUUUCGGUAACAAACAGGGAGCCACUUCGACUCCAGAAAUUUUCGGUAACAAACACAGUUUUAUCCUUACCUUUUUUGCAACAAAUACAAUUUACGUUAAUUGUUAACAUUGUAAACCUUAAUUAAAUCAUCAAAAUUAAAGAAUUAUACUGCACGACAAAACAGGAAGAGGGCAAAUUACGAUCAAAGUUUACUCGAUGACCGCCAUCAUGGAUUUGAGCUUUUCAGGUCAGCGGACCGCCACAGCUACUUUGUGUAUCCAUAACGAUAGUGUAUACAUGCUAGGACCACGUGCUGGAAAGUCUGAAAAUGGCUUUUUUCGUUGUGAUACUUGACUCCAAAUAUUCCAAAAUGACUCCAAAAUUUGUGAAGCAGAAGUCACAGUGACUCCACUCAUCAAUAAAAUUUGCAAACCCUGUAUAUAUGGUUGGCUCUGCUGAUGGAACUGUUCAAAAUUCAUUCCAACAAACCUGACAACAGUAAAUUACAUGUAUGUAUUAAAGCAGAUUGUUUACAAUCAUGCCAGGGUAAGCAGGGAUGUAGCCUGUGUACAAGCGCCCCCUCUCCUCAGUAAGAAUCAGAGAAGGGGCGUCUGUGAUGCACCAUUGGUAAUCGGGUAUGGAGGCCACGUGAUUUUUCCUGGAAUAUGUGGAAAAUGAUUUGAUUGGCUGUUAUUUGUAGAUCAUUACAGUGUGUACAUCAUGAAGUUGAGGGAUUUUGAUUGGCUUUAGGGCCUGUCAUCAAAACUCAAGCAAAACAAUAAUGCUAGGGUCAUGUUUCACACUAUCAUGAGCUCAUGAGUCAUGUCUGACUUGUCAACACUUUAUUUCAAACUAAUGACUUCCCGUAUCCAGUGGGAAGGCUUGCAUAAGAACAUGGAUCUUUUCCUUCAAUAUGGGCUUGUAAGAACAUUUUUCUUGCUCGGUAUAGAGUAAUCCUAUUUUAGAAAUGUGUCACUCUCUCAGUUACUCGAUGGAAAUAACACGCAUGCACCGACAUUUUGAGAACUGGAAUGACAUGAAACAUGAGCCAUGGAAAUUUUGGUCAGCGGAAACAAUUUUUUUAAUUUAUGCAAAGUUAUUCCCAUUCACGAUUGGCAACAGUGAAUCACAGACGCCCCUUCUCUGAUUUUAGGGACUUUAAGAUCUGGGACGCGACGACUCCUAGAACGCGGUGGCUGAUAAAGGACUGGACCUGUAGAACGCCGUCGUUUGCGCGCGAAAAGUAAAGUUAAGAUCUCUGUCGCGAUGCAAGACGACGCGGCUGCAAACCGCUCUUCGGCGAUUCUUUCGCAGAAAUAGCCAUGGCAUCAUUUAAGAACUGGUCCAAGAAAUGCUUUGUUGGUGCUUUGCUCGAUAGCAUCACCUCCACUUCUUGGUUGACGCUUCGGUUUGUCAUCGCUUUCAUCCUCUGAUGAACCUCUUUUCUUCGUCUCUGACAGCUUCUCCAUCGCUUUUAGUCUAACAUCUUCCACUUUAGCCCGAUCGUAUUGACGUUUUUUGCUAGCUGUUCCCUGUGUUUCCUGUAAUUCCGCUUCGCCACUUUUCUCCAACGCGAUGAUCAUAUCCAAUAGGUUUUCUAGUUCCGUUGGCUCAUCGGGAGUUAUCCCAGUUGCUUUUUCCUCCGCUAGAAGUUUCUUCUUAUGCUUGUAAACAAGGAUUCCCACGUGGUCUCGAACUGAUCGCUUAUCAACCCUGAAUUUCGGCACAGUGAAUUUGUUCAAGUUGUCUGCUAUUUUUCCCACAUUCUACUUCUUUGUGUUGACCCUUUCUUAGUUGUGUAGGGAUUUACAUUGACGACUUCUCUGCAUAGAAUGGCUUCAUGAUCAUGAGUCCAAAACAUUACUGAACUAAAGAGAAGCAUAAAAACACACACAGUUUAAUAAAAUUAAAUUAAAUAAUACAGGCUUAAAAUUGGCUUUUAGCCGCUGAUGAGCGCAAUAAAUCGAGAAUUGCAACGGUACAAGAGACGAGAAGAGUAUGCAGAAGACUCCUGCAUUCACUAUUUGCAGUUUUAGCUCGUGCCUUACUUGCAAGCCUCGUUCGAAGUCGAAGUCGAAGGCGCUGCCAUGUUAUAAGCUUCGUACACCUGAAAGAAAUUUAAAAAUAAUCUGAAAUCCUUCCAUCUCUGCGAUCUAAAAUGUCGCCAGAAAUUACGUCCAAUGAUCCUAGAAGGCUGAUGUUACAUGUUUAGAGGAAUAUACCAUCAUUUAAUUUAAGCACAGGAACAAAUAUACUCACGUUUUGUACAGAACGUCAAACACGCAAAACCCACGUUCUCGACUCGACGUGGUGACACCAGGACAACGGAUUGAGCAUGCGCAACAUGUCUCCUCUUUGAAAAUUUACUUCCUGUCGCGUCUUACAGCCGUCGCGUCUCGGAUCUUAAAGUCCCUUUUUACUUAGGGGAGGGGGUGGUCUGUAUACAGGCUAACAGGGAUGUGGUUAAGAGCUGGCUGCCAGCUAGUUCAACCAGCUGAAAAAGAGCUUACCACCAGCUGAAUUUGCAAACCAAACCAAAGACAUAGGGGAAUUUUAGAGACGCAGUAGUGCAAAAAAGCCGGCUUGACCUUUAACAAAGCCUGCUUAUCCAUAUAUUUCAUUAAUGAAUCGGUUAUUUUAAAAAUAAUGAUAUCCUUUUGUGUGGUUUGCAUCAUCAAAACCAUUGAUUUAUUAUUUAAGGAUGGAUCAAAUAUUCUACAUGAAAUCUUGACAUGAUUCUGCUGUUAAUUUUGUUUAGAUGUUGCUGCAUUUCAAUAUUCAUUGUAUCACUGUACUUACAAGAUGGAUCUGAUGGCUGAGGCAACAACAGUGACCAAAGAUAAGAUUUACAUUAUUUUGUUAUUGUAACACAACAACUUUAGUUUUCACUUAAAUGAUUUGUCUUGUACAGCUGUUCAUUUGCUAUUAGCUAAAAUAAACAUCUGUAUUGGCCUUGAAAAUGAGCUUUUUUUAUUUCAUUGAAACUUGUCCAAACUAAGUAGGAUGGAACCCUUGAAAUUUGUUGUUCAUUUUCAAUGGUGAAAUUUGGUACGUCAUGAUUGUAGCCUGGAGAGGAGAUACAGUACAUGUAUUCCAGAUGAAUUUUGUAUUGCAAUGACACUUUUUUUGUCAUUAAUGGCCUUAUUUACACUGUAGUACACCAUACUAAAGUGCAGUCAAGUUAAAAUGCAGACUGCAGACUGUGCAGACUGUAGAUUUUUUUUUUAAUAAGCCCUGAGAAUAGUAAUUAGGGUUAAGCACUGACUUGAAAAACAGUUAGCUUUUAUUUAGGGUUAGGGUUGUUGCUACAUGUAUAUAGCUUCAAUUUAACCAGCCAACAAAUCCUCAGUGAUGUAUUUGAUUUAACAGUCGAGAGUAGUUUAAGACUAAAUUUUCAUGGUAACCAUGUCUUUGUCUUUCCCAUGAAAAAUAAGAGAGGGCCAUAAUUCAUGGGUAAUGAAAAUGUCAUCAAAAGCCAUUUCAUUUUUUCAUGACCCAUUAAUAUUUGACCGUUCACGGAAAAAUCAUGGUUUUUUUAUGGGGCAUGAAUUUAACAACCCCAUGAAAAACCCAUAAAUUCCGACACCAUGAAAAAAGAGCUUUUUAAUUCAUGGCUUUUCAUUAUCAUUAAAAAGCCAUGAAAAAAAAUUAGCGCGUUUCAUUCUAUUUCAUGGCAUUUUCAUGGGAUUUUUGUUUGUUAAAGUUUUUUCAUGGGCCAUGAAGCGUUGAAUUUUAAGGGGUUUUUUCACGCUUUUUUCAUUUUAUUUUCAUGGCAUGUUCCCCAUGAAAUACCAAUGAAAAUUCUCCAUCAAAAUCUCCUGAAAAACCUGUGAAAAACAUGUGAAAUUACCAUGAAAAAUUUCACUGGAUUUUCAUGGGUUUUAAUUUAAUAGGCAGAAAUUAUGUCAUGAUGACUUAGAUUAGAGCGCAAACAAAAAAUUUCUUCAAAUGCAUUUCGAAUUCGGAUAUUUCUAUCUCGUUCUUAUUCAUUUGGAAUUGAAACGAUAAAUACGUUCAUAUGCUCCCGUAGUUCCCUCGAAAACCAUACCCGAUUCCAGACCAAAAUGGGCAAAGUCUAUACCCGUUUUCAGACCAAAAGGGGCCCCAAACCAUACCCUUUGGGGCGGCACAUACCUAUGGCCCUCCCGGGCGAAGCUACAAGAGAGUCCUAUUACGUUAAGUUCACAAAAUGUCUGGAAAAACCUCUUCGGUCAAUAGUAACCCUAAAUUACCCUGGUGAAACUUUUCCUCUUCCAUUUAUUUUCCAGGGCGUUUGAUAUAUUCAUUUGAUUUGCAGUAAUAGAAGCAACGAAAUCUCCACCGCAAAAGGCGACCACCGUUGAUAAGAUUAUUUACCUCUCACUCGGUGUCACCUUCGCUAUUUUGCUAUUGCUCAUCGCUGUUUUCGUCUGGUGCUACAGGAGAACCAAGAAAAAGACUAUUGAAAGGUUUGUGCAGCUCUGCUUACUACACUGUACAGUGUCAGUACCUCAUAUUAUCAAAAGUUGAAGGCGUAAGACAAACGCGAAAGCUCUCCGAAAGCCAUUGUCUAAUUUUAUAUCACCUGGCAACAAAUACAAUGUCGUGCACCUGUCAAGAUGACGGUUACCAAGAAGUCAAUAUCAUAAUUCAAUUUGCAAUUUUUAUGGAAAUGAUCAAAGAACUGAGGUUUUUUUGUCGUGUGAUGGAAUAAUUAAAAUGAUCAAUUAGUUUCUGUAGAAGAAUUUUUACAAUCAUUUAUCUUUUGCAAGGAGGAGCUCUCUGUUAGUGCUCUUUAAACUUUGAAGCCUUCACUUUCACCCAUCUGUCAAUUUCACAGAUAACUGUUUUUAAUCUUAGGCCAUGUCCCCCGAUGCACGUGCACCAACUGCCAAUAAGAGUUUAUGAAUUAACACAUCUGUCCAAGAUCAGGAUUCUUACAUAAAAAUAACAUCAGGACUAUCAUGACCAUCCCGACCACAUUAUCAAUUAGUUAUGGUAACAUUAUUUCAUGGCGGAUUCUUGGUGAUCAUGGCUGUAGGAAUGACUCUUCGAUUUGGAAAGGCUGUAUAAGAAACACUUUAUUAUUACUUAUACUUAUACUUAUUACUUUAUUGCUUUGAAUUGUGACAUAAUCCGGCUUUUAUCAUUUUUUCCUUCUAGAUCAGUUUAUUCACAAUUCGAGAUCAUUCCUCUUGACAAGUGGGAAAUUUUGCCUGAGCAAAUAAAUUACGAGGAAGAGCUGGGGCGAGGAGCGUUUGGCGUGGUUUACAAAGCAACCUAUACAAAAAGAAUUGGGAUGGAGGUGUUUGACACUAAGAUUUCAGAGCCGACUUUAUUAUCGACUAGGACAGCACCUCAGGUGGUUGCUGUCAAAGUUCUGCAUGGUGAGAAAUAGUGUUCAUGAUCACAGACAAAGCCAUGACCUUUUUGAUUUUGUGGUGUAUUUUAGUCCCCUUUAUCAAGGUGCACCACUCUAAACCUUCUCAAUAUUAUUUAAAGUUGGGAUGUUCAUUCGUAAGAGAAUGUUAUGUCUUUAAGACCACAAAUUUGGAGCUGCAUUUCUGCUUCCGGUCAUCGUAAACGUCAGGGUUCGAUUCCCGGUCAAAUUUGAAUUUUUUAAAUUUACUAUCCUUUUUAUUGCGUAUAAGCAGAUCAUCGUCCGUAAGUAAUUAUCUGUAGUGACAUAUUUGCCUAUAGACCAAUCAAAACUUUGGAAGAAUAAUUUAAUUUGAAUGCAUAAUAUUAUCAUGAUAGAAGAGGAUCUGACCGACCCAUAAGUCAAUGCCACUUUAUCUGUUUUCUAAACAUUACACUGUUGAAUAUAUCUGUUCUCUUUAAUUGUGCAUCAGAAGCUAGAAUGGUUUCCAGAAAACAAUGGGUGAAAAUAACUUUGAUAGCAAAAAAAGUGAACAAAAAAUGCAGUCACAAAGAACAAAAAUAAGUGACUUCACGCCAUUGUAUUUGACCACCUCUAGAUGAUCCAUCUGACGCGCAGAAAGAAGAGUUGACGCUUGAAAUCGAGCAAAUGAAGCUGUUGGGCUUACACGCGAAUAUUGUAUCCAUGGUUGGAUGCCACACGCUUAAGGAUCAAAACUUUUUGGUCUUAGAAUACGUUCCGUCUGGUGACCUCCUGACGUGGCUACGCCGUAAAAGAAACGAGGUAACGGAGGGAAGAAAAGUCUAGAAAUUAAUUAUAUCGUGAAAGAAUUUCGGGAAAUCAAUUUAUUUCCAAUAAAAUUUAAAUGUAUCCAAAAAAGAUUUUCAACGGCCACCUGCCGGAGGGUGGGCCUAAAUUGGGCCUUUUGUUCCGACAAAAACAAAUUCUUUUUAAGAUAUCUUGGAUAUGUAGGAAAUCCUUUAUUGAUCAAAGAUGGAUGGAUGUCGGCCUUCGUUGCAGUGUACAAAAAGACUUGGCUAAUAUUCAGCAAUCUUACGUUUCAUUUAUCUUACCAGCGUGGUCAAUAAAUAGCACUUUAACGGAGAGUGAGGUCAUUAAAGGGAAAUCUCAGAUUGAGGCCUUGAUGUAUUGACCUAGCGAUAGCGAGGUCAAUACAUCAAGACCGAGGUCUGAGAUUUCCCUGUGACCGAACAGACGAGGGUAAAAAGUUAUUUAUUAUAUGGCCUUUUCAUUAUGGACCUGAGCCGGCGAUCAAUUAAAAUCAACAACUGGUCAGCGGAUAACUUUAAAACAUGUCACCUCAAUGAGUUCUACACUUGAGCCCGCGAUGAAGCUAGGUGACAUUGGUCAGCGGAUACCCUUUUUGACAGCUGUCAAUUGACCAUAACCAAGAGGGAGUCAUAAACUUAGGCCUGGGCACUAGAGCAGAUAUUGGCGAAUGAAAAUCCGAUGUGUAUGGCCAUCGUGACGUCACGUUCAAGCCUGCUUGGGAAGGUUUGAAAGAAGGUAGACAAAAUGUUUGUCGUGAAAAGUUCACGGUCCAAUUUCUCAGUAACAGUAGAGCAAUCAUUUCAGCAACUAAAGCGAAGCUGCAAAUGUUAUCAUAUAAAGUAUCAAUAGCGCAAUUUUAGCCUGAAAGCAAAAAACAGACUGGCGACAAGACUCAAAAGUGUUGACAAACGCUCCUACCGAUCACCACACCCCGGGCCAGCUGUCAUCAAAAAGGGAUCUCUUUCAAACUAGUUUUUUUAAUUUUUAAUCGUUUGAGCUGAGGCUUUGCACGAUAAUAGAACUUUGCAUUCCCAACAAUCGUAUGUUUUUGGAUUUUUUAUUUUAACGGUUUUUGGCGCGAAAAUGACGUGAUAAGAUUGACAGCAAAAAGUAGUUUUCGACUUAUGGCGUAAAAAAACUGGAACUUUUAAAAGGACUUACAGAGAUGAGCUCAAAUGUGAAAAAAGUAUUUGUAAAGCUUAAUUGGUUGAAAAGUUAUUGAGCUGUGAAUUUCGUAUUUUCCGCCAUUUUGUUACUAUUUUUUUUUUUAGAAUGUCAUAUCUUCUUAGCCAAAUGAGGUUUUCAAAAAUGUUUUUCACAUUCAAGUUCUUCUCUGAGUACUAUUUCAAAAUUGCUAACCUGUUAUGGCAUAAGUUAAACCUUAUAUUUUGCUGUCAAUCUUAUGACAUCACUUUCGCGCUAAAAACCGUUAAAACCAAAAAUACAAAAACAUACGAUUGUUGGGAAUUCGAGGAUAUCUUUUUAUGUCAAUGUUUGGACUUAAGAGGGGCUUGAAUACAGUUUAAGUCUACAAAAUUGCCUAAGAAAUAUGUUACACACAUAUUACGUUUAUAGCCAGUUGGACUGACGCAAGAUUCUACAGGAGCCUUCCACUGAAAACAAUACCUUCAAGUAAAAUCAGAAUCAAAACAAUGGCUUAAUUUAUAAAUAGGUGGAAAAUAUCUCAGAAUUAGGAACGGAACGCUAAAGCUAGUGACUUCGGCGAUUUGAACAUUUUUACUUCGAACCUGGACAGCGACAUUGAAGGUAAUUUGAUAACGGCUUACGACUUGAAGGGAGAGUUCUUGAAGGUACCAGAUCGCUUCUCAAUGAAAGGACAAAUAUUCUGUCAAGGUUCAGCUAUACCGUUCAAUCUUCCCCCACAAAAACGGUCAUAGGGACGCCUUUUAAAUUGGUCAAUAAACGCUCGAAAAUUCUGGAGUAACCUUUUCCACGGGGGUCCGCAUAUUUCAACUAUCAGUGCAGAUUCAAACAUUUCACCUAUACUACACUGUACAUGCUUCGAUUGCCGAAGAUAUUCGGGGGUAAGUUUUAAAUAUAAUAAUUGCUCCAUUUGCUCUUCAGAGGUAAGUAUAGGGAGUAUAUCUACCUCACUUGAAAUUAUGCUUCUAGAGCUGAUACCCAAGUAUCCUAGCAAGAAAAUACUUAUAGUGUAAAUCUUUUAUUAACACUUUUUUUUUACUUUCCAUGGAACUAUGCAAGAUAAUCUUAAUAAAUAAAAGAAAAAGUCAGGAAAAAUGUCUAGACAGGACAUAUUACUGAAAACAGUACAAGAAGCACUAGGCAAGGAGAAAAAUAAUCAAUCUAAACAAAACAUUUUGGGUUGUAGUUUCUUUUUACUAAAAAACACGAUUGGAAAUCUGUCUGAAUUCUCAGGCUAAAGAUUCUAGUGAUGAAUUGAUUCGAAAGCUAUGCUGUUUAAAACACAUUAUUCAUUAUUUUUCUUCUAAAAUCCUGUCUGUGAGCAGUUACACGAAAAUAAUUUCUUGGUAUAAAUCCUUAUCACAUCGUCAAUAACCAAAAAAAGAACAAGUAGAUGAUCAGUAACGUUAUGUUCUGGAAUGACCAUAGAUGUUUUGAUCAAACGAUGAUGUAGCAGAGGCCAAGAGAAUAAGUAAUAAUGAGAGGCCUGCCAGUCUACUCUCCAAUUCUGUUUACAUGUAAGACAUGUAAGCCUGGAAACAUCAUUGGUCUAAGUAGUGUUAAUCCUGUAGAAAAAACAGAAAAUGAUUAGCAUUGCUAUUACACCUCUCUAGUCCAUACCACCAUAGUUAGUGGUAACUAUGAUACUACUGAAAACCUGUUUAAGAUUUAUAUACUGUUUUAUAUAGUUAGAUAGGCCGAUUGGUUACUCUUGGUGACAAAGUAAGCGAGUAAAGGAUGCAGUGCUUACAUGCAUCAGUCAAUUGAAACCCUUCUCUAGACCCCCCCCCCCGAACCUCUGGGGCAUAGCGACGAUUUAAAGCAGUCAAUGCCAGGAUUUAACACAUAUUUAACAACGUGCUGGCCCUGGGUGCAGUGGAAUUAACAAAAUUCCUGCUUGACCCAGCUCAUGCGCAGCACAUAAUUGAUACAUUUUUGGAAGCAGGGACAGAGAGAGGGAUUUAACAUGAGUGACUUGUGAGAAAUCCUUGUUUCCUCUAUAGGUAUGUUCCACUCUGAAGGGUAUGGCCGUUUUCAAGCAGUUUACUCUGGGAUAGGGUAUAAAGAGAGUCUGGGUUCCAGGAAACUGAUCAAUUGGUUGAAGAUUUUAGUCUAGACUAGGCAAACCGGGAACUGUCACUCAAAAUUAGAAUCAAAAGCAAGGAGUUGCCGUCACUCAACAAAAGAAAACCCAGAAUGAAGUUGAUCGUCAGGACUAGACAAUUAGCAAAGAAACCAAGUGCCCACUCCUAAAACAAAUGUAAAAGCACACUGCAAAACAAAAGUAAACCUUGGGACAGAUGGAAGCACUGUUAACAAUUACCAAGUUCAGCUAGGGGAUGAUAUUUCUCAUGAAUUUGAUGGAACGCAGUUGAGAGUUUCUAUCAACAGGUCCAUUGGUUUGAAAAUAAAGUUAAUAAAUACCGAGCACCUGACAGAAGAGAGCAGUUUAAAUCAAGCCAAGAACUACAACUACUAAUUCCCUGCCACAAGCUAAGGUGCUUUAACAAACUACUUGGCCCGGGAAGUGCAAACAUUACUGGUGUUUUAACACCAGGCUUCUGUUAAAUUACCCACUAAGUCUCAGGAAUCAGCGAGCCGGGGUUUCAAUUGACUGAUGCAUUAUAUUACCAGAUGUUGAGAGGGUAUUGAAAGUAAAAUACAGUGUACAUACAUACAUGUACCCCCCCACCACCACUACCACCCCCGGGACUUUCCUAACAAAUUACUUAACUUUCAGAAACAUUGAAUUUUGGAUUUCUUAUUGACGUGUUGUAGGAGUAUACUCAGGGGCACCCAACGAGGAUAUAGUUCUAAACCACUUAACAUAGCAUUGUUGAACGCAUUUUAGUUUUUAAACGGUAGAUAUAGGCAUAUUUUUAUCCCCUAAAAACUUUUCAUCUGUUCGGAUUUCCUAGCUGAAAGUCUAGUGAUCCGAAAAUUAUAGGGAUCAAAACUUACCUUUUCGAAAAUUUCAGCCAGGAAAAGGCUUCCGAAAAUUCUAGGUGGCCUUUUUUAGGGUAAAUAUCCUUUUAAAAUGGGUAAUUAUACCAUUUUGUAGAUGUUCGAAAAUCCUAGGAGAGGAAGGCAAGCAAGAAAUUUUACAACAAAUGUUCCGAAAAUUCUAGUUCUCAAAUCGUCCUCCGAACAGAUAUUUUCCCGAAAAUUGCCGUUGGGUGCCCCUGUAUACUUUGCUAGUGGAGGCGGAUGUUGCAUGAUUGCCACAGGCUAACGUGAAGCAGCUUUCCUUCUCAAAGCAGUAAAACGCAGGCUCUAUUUAGGCUAUGUUUUUUACGUUACGUUCUGAUUUAUAAUCUAGAAGUAUAUAUCUUUUAAUUUUCACUUGACAUUUCUACAACUAAAUGUGGUUAAAAUGUUCACUGUGCAGUAAAAACUGUUUUUUACCUUACUCUCGGCUAUUUUCUUCGAACUCCCGAUAACUCGAACUUUUUUUUUCGAUUUCCCUUGAAGGUUCGAGUUAUCGGAAGUCGACUGUACACUGAUCAUUUUUGUGGUUCAGUCCUUGACAUUUAUUAUAUGCUAUAUGGAUUCUGUGAGAUAUAAACUACUUUGGAGCGAAGCUACAAGUUUUUUCAUGCUUUUUAUCCAGAGAAAAACGAGUUUUUGUCGAGCGAGAUGCCGCACCACACUCACGUGAUUUUCUUAACUUGGAGACUCACCAAAACGCUUUAGAAACCUUUUUUGCUGAAUUUUCACGUAGCAAUCAAAAUACACUUACCUUUUCCGUUGGAAUAUAAGGUACUGGUAUCCUCGAUCAAAAGAAAAACCACAUUGCUGCUUCAUUCGCGGGAAAAAAUAAGCUCAAAGUGUUCACAUGAAAAACAAUAACACCGCCACUUUCGAAAAAUCUGCUCUUCGCAAGCUUCACGUUGCUGUGACGUCACGAUGGCCAGACACAUCGGACAGCCGCGCUCACGAGUUUAUGACUCCCUCCUGACCAUAACGUAGCCGAUGUCCAUAAGGAUGUCCACUAUCAAGUUAAACACACAUUGUAUAUGCUUCGGACACCUCAUCAGUAGCUUAUAAUGCCUGAGCCCGGUUGCAUAAAACGUCCGUAACAACUACGGGUAUACGUACGUGCACUCGUAACGUAAGUGAGUUGCAUUAAAUCACCUUAGCGGUCCACUUAGGGAAUUCACUUAAGUGGUUGCACUUACGAUUUUAUGCAACAGAAAUUGCGGGAAAAAUAGCACGUAAAUUUACGGGACCUAUGUGGGUCCCGUAUCGCUACUGUUGUUAUUAAAGUUAACGAGAUAUUUUACUGAGAAGUAAAAAAAAGUAAUUUUUCUUCACGUAGUUCGUUCUAAUCGCUUUGUUAACCUCUGAUGUACACUUUAAAGCCGACGUUGUGAAAAAAAGAAGAAGAAUUAUCAUUUUCAGUAGGCAUUGAAGAAAAAUAACGAUUGCAUGCAAAUUUCAUUUUUUUGAGGGGCUUAAAAGUGUUCGAAACGACUUAAAACUUUCUUUACACUCACCGAUGGUUAGCUUAAAAAAAAAGAGUGAGUCAUUAAUAAAGUACCAUAUCAAAGUUACGUGUGCCUUUAAGUGAGCCCGUAACCACGUAAAACAGUAACUUACGAGAGUGCUAAGUGCGUUCCAUGCAACACCCGUAAGUGUACCCAUGACGGAUUGGUAAGUGACCUACUUAAGUGGACUCUUAAGUAUUGGUUUUAUGCAACCGGGCCCUGGUCAUUACAAGAAAACAGCCAAUCAGAGCACACGUACUAUUGUAGCCAUAUAAUAUAUGCUGUCAUACGGUCAGGUUACUUGUGCUUGGAAAGUCUUACCUAUAGCGCAAUAAUCAGGUAUGGAGACCACAACUUUCAGUGUUGAUCUUUUCCAUAGGAAUGCUUGCGGACUAACCCGUAAAUUGGCCACUGCUGAAGAUUUUCGCAUUUAAACAAUAAGCUAAGACUGUGAUCGUAUUUGAUCAUGAUUUAUGUGUACUUGUAAUUUUGCCGUAAACAGCAGACUUUUAUAAAUAUAUGACAGAAGAGUUUUUUCAUUAUAAAUUGGUAGAUUUCUUUGUGGUGGCUUAAUUAAAGUUGAUUGUUUUAAUAAAUUGAAAGUAUAUAACACGGAAGCUUCGCUUUUAGGCUUGGCUAAAUCUGCUAUAUAUUACUUAAUGCAACGUACUAACACGCAAGUAUUUUGAAUUUUUUUCAUUUUUCUCUUUUUUUCGCUUCUUGCUGGAUAUCUAGUUAAACAAGCAUCGAGCCUCUGAUAGAGCAUAUGACGACAAAGAGUUUCUGAAAGAUCAGGGAGAAACCAGGGAUCAAGUAGGAUUGGUUCUAAAUUCUUUUCGAUAGUUUCUGCGUAUUACUUUUAACUAUUUUCCAGAAUGUUCGUCCAGUCGUUUUGGUUAUCUACCCACUCAUCUAAUGAUAGAACUAGACAGAAAAAAAAAAGAUUCUCUUUAUGCUCCAUGUUCCUUUAGAUAGUAUUAUUGAGUCGGUUAUUGCUGUUGGUGGAGUCUUGCUUUGGGUGAGCUCUGUUUGCUGGGAUACCCAAUAAUGACAAUUCAAGUUUGGGAUAAAUUUGGCCACAAGAGUGGCCGUUUAUUUCAUUUAAGCAUAUCAAGCUAGGAAAGUCCAGACACACAAGAAGAUUUAUCCCAGCAAAGGUGAGGGCACACCCGCCAUCCGGGUGAUGAUAUUGGAGCAAAACGGGAGGGAAGGGAGGGAAAAAUGUUUUCCAACUUUCUUGUUGCAGUGAGCAGAGAGGCCUUGUGCCUCGCUUUCAUGUCAUAAAAACACAAUAUAUAAUGUCCCGGAUGGCAGGAACGCCCCCUCCCCAAUAACGGGAGAAAUGAAACAUUAAUCAGUCACUUUAAGCAUAAAACCAUUUAUUUCUUUCAGAAAUAAAUUUCCUUUUCCCCCCUUCUUCUCACACAGGAAAGCACUCUAGCUAAGGUUCAGAUAAAGGAAGCGGAGAAACCACAAUCGAACAUGGAAAUGACUCAAGAACCACAAGAUGACAAUGAGGACACACAUGACAAAGCAUCGACUUCUCGUCAUCUUCAUGAUGUAAGAAAGUAACCCAUAAUUUUUAAAAUUCAGUUAAUUCGUUUCUACUCGGUAUAAAAGAAUAGAUUAGUACAUAACGUUUUUAUGAACUCGAAUGAAGGUGCCUGCUUGUCGCUUAUGAAAGAAUUUCCCGCGCAUUAUGUAAACUUGACCGAGGCCCGGUCCACACAAAUCCGGAUAUUUUUGAAAACGCAGUUUUUUUCACGCGAAUUAUAGUCAUCCGUCUUCGGGCCUUGCUUUUCCGGUCAGUUUUUUAUAACUGUUUGAAGCGUCUUCAAAAAUGUCCCACGUAGCCUCACCGUGAGAGAGCGUUUGUGCCUCCCUACGAUACUGUGCUUACAUUUCUCCUGCAGCGUUAGAAUAUUCGAAUCAUUUUACCAAAGCGCAGGUGGUCUUAUCACCCGCAUACGAUGUAUGGGUACAUGUCCCUCUAAAGAGUCCGAAAUAAGAUUAAACCUUGUGUCUCGGGGGGAAAUGGUUGCCACGUUAAAUUCAUAAUACAAUUUUAGCUAUUCUCAUAUGACUAAGCCUCGCUUUGAUAUAGUGAACUUAGGUCUCCGCAACUCAUUUUUUAAGUAAUAGCGUCUAUUCCUUACAUUUUUAUUAGUAAUAGUUCCUUGCUAAGUAACCUGACAAUAAACUGCAGUGUUUUGCAGAUGGUUGGUUUGAUCAAGAUGCUAUACAAAUUGCACUGUUUAAUUCAAUCGCUGCAUGUUUACCACUUUAUUUAGGAAGAGAAAUUCAAAGUAACUGACAGGGAACUGCUAAGUAGUCCACAAGCAUCAACAGGAACUGAAAGUCAAGAUGCCGCAAUGUCGCUUUCAAUCCAAAACCCAGACGAAGGUCUUACUGAAGACGAUAACUUUUCUACCCAACAACUGUUCUCGUUUGCUUGGCAAAUAGCUAAAGGAAUGGUAAUUACUAUUCUACACUGGAUAACGUUACGUUGAUUCUGGUUUCGACUAAUACUUGGGACAUGGUAGGAAAUGCAUAGACUAGGAACAUUAAGCCAAUCCACCUGCCUAGCCGAGCUCUCAGUUCUUAAGUCCCAUUAAGAGGAGAAAAAAGAAACCAAAAGAGAUCAGUGGAAAAAAAGAUAAAGAUGAAGCUCAGUUUUCUCCAAAUAAAGGGCUGCCUGAAUGAAAAGAUUUUCUCGUAACGGUAAUAGAUCAUAGUUUUGGCUAAAUUCGGAUUUCGUUACGCGUUCGAGCGAACUGGAAUGGUUUAUUCAAUACAUUUAUGACAUGCAAUCAUUCACUCCACAUAGAGCGUUUUCACUCACGUGGCCAGCAUCUAUGCAAAUUUAUGAGAACAAAAGAAUUUUUUUACAUAAGAAAAGGGUUCAACUCCCACAGGAUUGGUUUGGAACACCAACAUGGCCACCGUGACGUCAUGUGAAAACGUCAACCUCAGCUAUAUACUGAAUACCACUGGUACCCCGUUAUUGUAAUACGUCGACAAUUAAUUCCAUUUCUUUUAUCGCCUUUUUGUUAGAAUCAUCUCGCCGAAAACAAUCUUGUUCACAGAGAUCUUGCUGCCCGUAAUGUACUGGUCGGCCAUGGCAACCAGGUCAAAGUGUCAGACUUUGGGUUGAUGAGACAGAUAUAUGAAGAUGUGUACAGCUCAAGGAAGUCUAAAAAACUUCCUGUGAAGUGGAUGGCCCCAGAAGCACUUUAUCAAGGCGUUUACACCACCAAAAGUGAUGUGUGAGUUCACUGUUCCAAGUCCUUGUAAGAACUCGUUCGUAACUAAAACACUGACUUUUCCCUGCAGUAAACUAUCUCUUGUAAAAGCCAAAGCUGCCAAAAAUACCAAAGGUGGCUGUAUUUAGUACAUGUACUUAGACAAAAACUGUCACUGAAUUUAUUAUUCUAAGCGCGCAGUUUGCUAGGUGAGAGCGAACUGAUUUAGCUUUUGAAGGAAAACUGGUUAACUUUAAGAUUUUUUGGGAGGAAAAUGACUUUCAACAUGAAUUCGGGAAACCGCUUCUCACGAGACUGCCUCUAAAUGAUUGGAGCACCUCAAGAAAAGUGUUUACAAAGCAAAGGACAUUGCUUUCUGGUGGAACUAUCUACGCUACAGCGUUCUGUGCGGCGGUACAGAAUCAAUUCCGUGAUUUGCAUUUAACGCAUUAAGAACAUUUUCAAUAUGAUAUUUUCGAUGACAAAUAGUUUUUUUUCCUUAUUAUAUACCUAUUUUCAUAAAAAUUCACAAACUCGUUCGCAACUCUAUUUCCAUAAACAGUGCCACAAUUUUUACAAAGAAUGUGUCUAUCAUCAAUCAGACCCGGAUUUUCACAACAAUCAUGUAACACACUAGUUUUAUCACAAAAUGGACAAAUACAAUAUUCCUUCUUUAGUCCUUUACGAAUUGCUAAAUUACAGCUCAUUCUAUAUACAUUUAUGUACUGCGAGAAUGGUUAAUUGAGUUAGAAAAACGUGGGGCUUUCUCAAUUAACCGUACUCAACGCACCCUGUUAAUAACCUAAAAACCCCACGGGGUUAUGUUAGCUUGUAACUAUAAGUUAAAAAAAAACUCAAAAAGGUGUCAGAAUACUGAGUAGAGCUAUAAUUACACUGAGGACAACUCGAAAGAGGAUGGCUAAUAGCCAGUGAGAGGUGUAAUAGAAGUGCUGCUUUAGUCCCAAGCAUAGAGGAAUAACAAAUAAAAAAGUGUAGAGACUCCAAAGAUGGCUAGCCUAGGAGAAUGGAGAGGUGGGGAGAACAAAAAAGAGGGACCGGGGAAAAUGGGUUUAGGGUUGGGAGAUUUGGGGGGUCCCUCUUGAGAAGGUCUGGUGGCCACCAGUUUUGUUAAUUUUUAUUUUGGUUAUUAUAAAAUAUAGUGCAACGCCAAGGCCGCGAUGAAUGGUAAAAAAGAGGCGCAAUUAAAUAAUUAGUAGUAUUGUAGAUGGGGAAAUUAACGGUAGCCCAUGAAUGGUAAAAAAGAGGCGCAAUCAAAUAAUUAGUAGUAUAGUAGAUGGGGAAAUUAACGAUGUGAAACGGAGUUAAUUGCUAAUCGGAUACAUUGGGUGAAACGAAGUGAACGAAAUGGUCCGGUUACCCCAUCUUUUAUACUACUGACGGGGAUGGAGCUUGGAUACACGCGUCUCUUCGCCAUGUUUGUCUAGCCGAAUGCAGUUAGCCAGUUCAUGCCUUGGUACAACAAUGCAAAUCGAGCACAAAGUGAGCGCGAAGCUAAUUUAAAAGCACGAGGGGUUGACCCUCGCAUUAGCUCGCACGUUCAUGAAAUAUAAAUAACAUAGAAACGCAUAAAGUGGGUUGUAAAUAGCUUAAUUAUAAUCCAGUCUGACUGCUUUAUCAUUACUGUCUUCGUAGAUGGGCUUAUGGUGUUCUUCUUUGGGAAAUGUCCACCUUGGGUAAGUGUUGGGGUGUGAACUAAUCUAAUCUAACAACCUUAUACCGCUUUUAACAACCCCCUAUCCCUAUAAUUAUGAUGGGGUGUGGCUUGGCUUGUUCGGUUGUAUGUUUCUUUUGUUAUGAUUAAUAAGUGUUCUUCCUCCAGGACACUGACAACACUUCUGUUCAUCACCUGCAACUCUGGCUUUUUGGUAUGAUCUAGGCCCGGGUCAAGAAAGUGCUACAACUUAAGACAGAUACAAGACAAAAAUGAUAUCCGACAUCAUCUUGAAAAUGCGCGCGUGGUAACCUAGAAAACAGAAGCCUUAUAAUUACGCAUCCUGCCUUCAGAUCUUCUAAUGAUACAUUUUAGUUCAAAGGCUACUGAGUCCCCGGGGAUAUUUUGGGUGAGGAUGUGCCGCUGGGACCCGGAAAACCUGAGCCGAUACCAAACGUAGUUCACCUGAAUUUUGCCAACUCCAAGAAUCUUUCCUUUUCUAAUCUCAAUGUUUUCCAGCAGCUUAUUGAGAGCGACGCUUUCUUUGUUAUUAAUACAGGACUGCGGGUAAAUUCAAAUUUCCCCAUUUCACUUUUAUCACUUUUUUCACUUUUUUCACUUAUUUCCCUAGUCUAGACUAAAAUCUUCAACCAAGUGAUAUUAGUUUCCUAGUUUCCAGGAAAAUGAUACCCUUUUCUAAAGAAAAAUACCCUAUCCCAGACUAAAGUGCAUGGGAACCUUACCCUUUAUCCAGCAGCAUAUAACAAUAUAGCCCAUAUCUGGCAGUAUCCUCUUGGAUCGAACCAACAUUGACUAAGUUUUGCAAAAUACAUCACAGUGGGCAUGAGGGGAGUUAUACCACAACGGCAGAGGUUCUUUUGACUAUUGUUAAAAAUCGACGAUGACAUCUCCAAUAAGAAGUUGUAUAGAGAACGUUUUAAAAAUGUAUGAUUUCUCAAUUUAUGAUUAUUUUUUCUCCCUAUCAUCAGGAGGCGUGCCAUACCCCACACUGACCAACACAGAGUUGUUUCGACUGCUCGGCACUGGAUAUCGCAUGGAAAGGCCUGACAUGUGUUCUGAUGAAGUGUACGUUUCUUUACAAUUGUCGUCUUAA
Porites lobata is the source of this 23948-nucleotide messenger RNA. The record is from the annotation of a GenBank genome assembly. NCBI's taxonomy places the organism in Eukaryota, Metazoa, Cnidaria, Anthozoa, Scleractinia, Poritidae.